Molecule: messenger RNA, 1104 nt
Organism: Cuscuta europaea
Lineage: Eukaryota; Viridiplantae; Streptophyta; Magnoliopsida; Solanales; Convolvulaceae
Source: the annotation of a GenBank genome assembly
ACGCAGCUAAGGCAUACGGACGUACCAAGCAGCCAAAGAGAAAAUGACAUGGCGGUCCCACAAAAUUAAAAUCCCAUUUUUAUUUAAAAGUGAUACUCCCUCUGUCCCGGAAUUAUCUUCAUUCUUUCCUUUUCGGUCCGUCCCAAAUUUAUCUCCUUUUUCCCUUUUUGAUAAAGAAUAUGUGGUUCACAAUCAUUCUUACACAUUUCUCUCUCCUCUGCAUAACUCUCCACCACACAAAUCCCACUAUCUUAAAACCCGUGCCCGGUUAAAACCGGAGUUAAUUAUGAGACGGAGGGAGUAUAAUUUGUUUAUUCGUACUCUGAUUCUUAUAAAAAUACACCAAAAUUCAUAACUUUUUAUAAUCUUUCAUAUGACACCAAUAUUGAAUAUAAAAAAAUAAAAAAAUAAUUUAACACUUUAAAAAAUAUCUUUUUUUUAGGGAAAAGUGUCAAAUAAGCUCUCCUACUGUUACAAAAAUGUCAAUUAAGGGCAUCAACCCAAAUAUCACCCAAUUAGACCCGUAAACCAGUAAAAAAAAUCUAAGUGGCUUUUUAGUAGGUAACAUUCCCGUUCCAGGUAAAACAUACGAUGUGGCAUUUAAUUUUUGUAUUUUUCCUUUUCUUUUUUCUAUUUGUUUUUCCUUUUCUUUCCUUAUUUUCUCUUUCUUCUCCACCCCCUUUCUUCCCCCGCACUUCCCCCUCUUCCUUGUCAUGCACCUUUCUUUCUUUCUUUCCCUUCUUUACCUUUCUUUCUUUCCUUCUUUAUUUUGCAAUCACCAGUCGGAUCCGAGAGCCAGUCUUCUUCCCCCAACCAACCUCCGGCAAAGCCAUAGAAGUUGGGUCGACCGCCGGUCGUCUUCUCCGGGCAAUUUCUGGCAAAGAGAGCUCCGGUCAUCUUCCAUGAACGUUGUCAUCCUCUCUUACCAACUUUCAGUCUCAUGAAAUGCUGAUCUUCUCCAUCAAUUUAUAAUUUUAUUUAUUGUUCUUAUUGUUCUUGUUUAUCCAUGGAUUGAAUGGUAUGUCAAAAUUCAAAAAUCAAAGAAAAGUGGGAAACAAGGGUAUGUUAGGGGUGUGAUUAAGCCAAAUGGGUGAGAUUUAAAAA